AUGACAACUGCACACCGCGCAACAUGGAAAGCUGCGCGUGGAGGGUUGCAGGAAGAAGGCAGCUUCCGCUUACACGUGCCAUCGGCGGCAGUGUCUUCGAAGGACGCGCCGACCGAGCCGGACUUGAAGCGCCGGGCGCCCUCGCAGAAGAAAGAAGCAUCGCGUCAAGCGCUUCGUGCCUCUCUUGAGUCGGGAGAGCUUGCAGCUUCAGGCCCUCACCGGAAGAAGGCACGCUUCGAACUGGAAUCUAUACCGGAACUUGAGUUGCUCGAUGAACUACCCGCAGAGUUUCAGACACCAGCGAUUGAGAAUACAAAGGAUUUAGAUAGAGAUGCGAAAUUGGAUGGUGAUGAGGAAUCUGAGAGUGAAAAACGAAGAGAUGUUUCGGUAGGGCCAGGUGCAGGCGGUGGAGAGCAUGUCGGUAGUGGCGGUGGUGCCAGGAACGUGGAAGAAGACGAUGAUUCGGAAGAUGAAAACGAGGACUCAGAUGACGACGAAGCUGAGCUGUUAGCGGAAUUGGAAAGAAUCCGAAAGGAGCGUGAAUUCGAAAGAGCGAGGAAGCAGUCUGAGGAGCAAGAACGCCAUGAGCGUGAACAAACAGCAAAGGCAGCCUCCGGUAAUCCGCUCAUGUCAAACUUGAACAUGUUCAACGAUGAAGUCAGUGACACUGCUAGUAUGGGCACUGGAAGUGUCCCGGCGUUUGCCGUGAAGCGGCGAUGGGACGACGACGUCAUUUUUCGAAACCAAGCAAAAGGCGAACGCAAGGAGACUCCACGAUUCAUCAACGACACGAUUCGGAACGACUUUCAUCGCCGUUUCAUGAAAAGAUACAUGCGGUAG
Messenger RNA from Chondrus crispus (carragheen), 840 nucleotides. RefSeq lists its product as hypothetical. Gene Ontology annotation, biological process: mRNA cis splicing, via spliceosome. Lineage: Eukaryota; Rhodophyta; Florideophyceae; Gigartinales; Gigartinaceae. The record is from RefSeq and is a predicted model, not a curated record. Gene Ontology annotation, cellular component: catalytic step 2 spliceosome. Gene Ontology annotation, molecular function: RNA binding. Bases 1 to 840 code for a protein of 279 amino acids. The transcript has a single exon.